GUAUGGAGCCCGGCUAAUACAUCCCAAGUAGCAAGAAGAACUAGCUUGUGAUCUGGCAGAGCUCUGCAGGAUAUGUAGAAGCCUGAGAAGGACCAUUACAGAUCAGCAGCAGAAAAAAAGCUCUUAUACAGAGACCCCAGGCGGGAGAUAUUGCAGGGCUCUCUCCAGGGACUGAAUGGACAGAUGUAAGGAUCCAGCAACUUUGCCUGACAGCAUCACCCUCAAGGGCUCCUGAAAUAGCUGCAGUUCAGGCUGUGUGUGACUUGUUUCUUCACAACUGCUCUUAUAUAAAUAGAGAUCUGCCUUUACCCUGCACCUUCCUAAAUACCCCUUCUUUAUUCUGGGAGCAUUCGAGUUUCUGGUUACCAUGGUGAUCGAGCUGAAAGUGAAUAAUAUUUAAAAGGGGGAGGUUGGACCCAGAAGGCAGACAAGCUGGUGCCAUCAGGAGUGUGUGCUGGGGCUGCUGACGGAUCAGCACAACUUCUCAACUUCUAUUUGAUUGCAAUGAGAGGGAGGGGAUCCUAAACAUUACUGGGUAUCUGAGAACCCCCCUUCUCCCCUUCUGAUGCAUUAUUUAUGAUCUUUGGCAAAAGAGGAGAACUCUACUAUUAAUUUGUGCGGCUAUUUGCAGCAUGGAUCAUUCCCAGUGCCUUGUGACUAUUUAUGCCCUGAUGGUAUUUCUGGGACUUAGAAUAGAGCAAGGAGUUUGUCAGCAUUAUCUGCACAUCAGACCAGCUCCCAGUGAAAACCUACCACUUGUGGACCUUAUUGAACAUCCGGACCCUAUAUUUGAUCCCAAGGAAAAGGAUCUCAAUGAGACCCUGCUCAGGACUCUUAUGGGUGGCCACUUUGACCCCAACUUUAUGGCCAUCAACCUGCCAGAGGACAGACUGGGAGUAGAGGAUCUUGGGGAGCUGGACCUCCUCCUCAGACAGAAGCCUUCAGGGGCAAUGCCAGCAGAAAUCAAAGGACUAGAGUUUUAUGAUGGUCUGCAGGGCAAGAAGCACAAACUGAGCAAGAAACUCAGACGGAAGCUGCAGAUGUGGCUUUGGUCACAGACUUUCUGCCCUGUCCUAUACACGUGGAACGAUCUAGGGACCAGGUUUUGGCCACGUUAUGUUAAAGUUGGAAGCUGCUACGGCAAGAGAUCUUGCUCUGUACCAGAGGGCAUGGUGUGCAAAGCUGCCAAGUCCAUGCAUCUGACUAUACUGAGGUGGAGAUGCCAGAGAAGGUCUUUACAAAAGUGCACAUGGAUACCCAUUCAAUACCCCAUCAUAUCUGAGUGCAAAUGCUCAUGUUAGGACUUUGAUGAACUUCUGCAAAAGACAUAGCUUUUUGGUUAAUGUUGUAUGCACUGUAAUAUGUAGGAAUGUAUAUGUGUGUAUAUAUGGUACAAGUCUAAAUUACUAUUAAAAGGUCAGUAUUAUUCUUUUAAAUAACCAGUGUCUACUGUAUUUUCAAGACUAUUAAUCUGGUUGUGAUUUUAUUAUUAUUAUUAUUAUUUGGCUAAUGUAUCUGUAUUUAUAUCCUGAAAAGCACUUCGCGUUGCGAAGCAUUUUUUUUUUAAAAAAAAUGUUAAAAAUAUCUUAAUAUAGAAGUUUUUUUUCCCCAUUAUUUGGGAAAUUACAGUUUGAUGGACCUCAGAAAAAAAGAAGAUAUUGUUUUCCAUUUAUUGUAAAUACAGAGAACACAUUUUUUUUUGAAAGACGAAAAAAAGACUAAUCUUGUAAAUGAAAAAAAAACUAUCUAUUUAUUCUUUUAUUGUAGUAAUAAGAAAACAGUGCAGAAUUAAAGUAAAAACCACUAAAAUCUGAAA
Bombina bombina (fire-bellied toad) is the source of this 1816-nucleotide messenger RNA. It is a transcript of the gene NOG, whose product is annotated as noggin. The coding region runs from base 633 to 1301 and encodes 222 amino acids. Gene Ontology annotation, biological process: negative regulation of BMP signaling pathway; dorsal/ventral pattern formation; negative regulation of cell differentiation. The transcript has a single exon. The record is from RefSeq and is a predicted model, not a curated record. Lineage: Eukaryota; Metazoa; Chordata; Amphibia; Anura; Bombinatoridae.